Molecule: messenger RNA, 1976 nt
Organism: Ectocarpus siliculosus
Lineage: Eukaryota; Phaeophyceae; Ectocarpales; Ectocarpaceae
Source: the annotation of a GenBank genome assembly
AUGUAUGUAUGUACUAGAGCAUAUUGUGUUGAUAUAAUCUCGUUGUGUGUGCUUGCUGCAUCACGCAUCCUCAGCCGCAACAAAGGCCGCUGGACGAAGGACGAGCACGAGCGGUUUCUCUCCGUCGCGGGACAGUUAGGCAAGAACAAGGAGAGCUGGAGGUGGAUAUCUCAGGUUGUCGUUACCACGAGGUCGCCUGCCCAGGUUCGCACCCACGCGCAGAAGUACUUUCGGAAAAUCGGUCAGGGGCUGCCAUUUCCCGACGAGGGCGGGCAAGACACUUCUCUGGACCCGCACGUAGCGGCGGCGGUGGCGGCGGAAACGGCGGCAGGGGCGGCUGCGCUCGGGCACGACUUGGACGGAGGCAUGUUCCUGCCUAGCGGCAGUGGGGGGGCAUCAUCGGCUCUGGCGCCGCUGUGGGCCGAUGCUAGCGUCGGAGACGCCGACGGGGGUGGCUUUCCUCUGGACAGCUGGCCCUCGGAGCUCGGUCCCUAGGAUCCCUAUGUCGUCCGCGAUAUCCGCCUUGGUUGGUGGUAGCAACAACAUCAACACCUCUGUUCAACGAAAGCAGCAGCAGCAGCUGCAGCAGCAGCAGCAACAACAACAACGCCGCAGGAGGUGCUAAUGCUAGAGGCUUGUCAUCGCGAGGGUGCAGCCCCAGCUCCAACCCUAACCCAAUACGCGCAGCUGUGACGGACUGUCACCAGAUUUACCAGCACGUUUCAAGCAAGUCACUUCCCCGAGCGUGGCGGGGUGAAGGAAAUGUAAAAGCCAUGGUGCCGUGAAGGACGUUGGCGGUUAUCUUCUGCAUGUCGGACAUGAUAUGGGGACAGUCUGUCUACGUCUUCUUUUCGUCUUGUUGCUGCAUGAAACCUUCUGUUUCCUGUGUGUAUGCACGUCUGUAUGUACGAUCGAUGUCGUCCAUUCUCCUGCAUGCCCACGCGUGCACGCACCCAGCACGCCUUUCUUUUCUUCAACUGCAAGCACAAAGACGGCUGCAGCAGCAACACCGGUGGUGUUUUCGAUGGACAUUACUUUUCUUCUGGAUUUGUGUCGGCGAUCUGUACAAGGACAAGAUUCCCUGUGGUUGUGGUGGAAUGCAGUAGUGGUUGUGGUAGCAGCUGUGGUGCUUAUCUUAUGUAUCUUCGACGUUUGAUUACAUCAGGCUGAGGUGGUGUUUUUGUGUCUGCUAUCACUCCCAGAGAGCUCUUCGCGCCACGCCCCCACAAUGAUGGAUGGUUGGAAAUCGCCAACCUGUCGAUAUUCCGGGUGGAGUGACAGUGCUCAUCUUGAGACUUCGAGAAAUGUGGUGUUUUUUCUGAGGUCUACAAGGGACGGGAUACGGGAGGAAGAGAGGCUUCGCCGUCGGGUGUCAUCCCCGUGGCGGGUGAAACUCAAGUGUUGAAUUUUCCAAUUUUUAGAUUCAACGUCGACAUCCGAGACGACUUGCGCACCGGAGAUGGGGCCCAAGGCACACACCUUUGCCCGUGCCAGCAAGAGGUGGCUUUGACGAGAAGCAUAUUUGUUGUCGUUGGGGUUUCUGAGGCAGGUCCUUGCAAUCUCGAUGUUACAAAGAGAUCGGCGUGUUUCGUGAAAGAAAUUGUUGGUUGUUUGGAAUGUCCAAUCACAACAAAUAGAUGUACUACGUGCAACUGACAUUGAAUGUGGACAUGGCGGGCAAGAACGCCGUCUAGAGACAAGUGUAUUUAACACAGUAAUAAAAGUUUAGCACAGUUGAUGCUGGUUUACGUUACGUUGCGUUCGCUUCGAAGUGUUUGGGUCGAAAACGCUAGGUCGUUGAAGGGGUUGUCAACGCAGAGUUGGUGUCGCUAGAGGGUGUGGUCGAGCUAGUUUGGUCCGCUGAAUGCUGUGUUUGAUGAGCGGAUCUGUACCCUAUUUAGUUGGAAAAGCGCUGGUAGUGCACUGGAUUGGAGCGGUACCACGGAGGUCGGGUGUCAUCUGUUUUGAAACACAGA